AUGAAGGACGGGGCUGCUGCUCCUGGAGAAGACAUGGAUGUCAGGAGCCUGGAACCUUCUGGUGAAACAGGUUCACCAGAAGCCAUUCUGGGCCUCCUAGUGCUGGACCUAGUGCUGGAUCCACACACCUGCAAUGCCUCCUUGGAGACUUCCUGGACCCCACUGCUCCCAGUGGCUGAAUGUUUCCUGAAGAACACCGGCUUUGCCCUUGAAACAGCUCCUCUCUCAGCUUUUUUUCGGCUGGCAGACUGCACCAAAAUGCAGUACGAGGACCCUCGGGCGGAGGUUAUUUACCGAGGAGGAGCUUCCCCAGACCUUGCGAAUGCACAUGUGCUUGGGCCAGAAACAGAAACCUGGCAAGGCAGGAUUGUUUACAACCAGAGUCAAAAGGAUAUCCUCCAAGAAUGGUUUAAACAAAACCCAUACCCUGAUAAAGCUACCAGAAAACAAUGGGCCAAGGAAAUUGGCAUUCCAGAGUCUGAAAUUCAGAUUUGGUUUAAAAACCAUAGAGCGAAACAGAGACGAUUGGAAUUUGGAUGCUCCUUUGGAAAAAACAAAACCCAAGGACAACACCAGUAUCAGCCUUGGACUCAAGAAUACUUACCAAAAGCAGCCAGACAAGACUGGACACCCAUCACAAGGUCUCAAUCGCACACCCUAGUUCAGGCCUUCGAGAGGAACCAUUUCCCUGAUAUUACAACCAGGAAAAAACUGGCUAAAAAAAUGGGCAUUCAGGAACCAAGAAUUCAAGUGUGGUUUCAGAACCAAAGAUCCCUAUACCCAGGGCAGAGCAGAAGUGAGUCGAUGAAUUCCUUGGCAGAUGGCCCAAAUGGAAGACCAGGUCUGACAGCUCAGCAGCACCAAAUUAAUCAAUCCACUCUCCUGGGCAGGUCUCAUCAUUUUUCUUCCUCCAAUUCUUUCAGCAGGAACCAAACAUUUCUACCUGCUUCUCUCCCAUCCCAUGAAUCCUCUGUCCCUUGUCUGAGCCAAAGACCAAGUGUCAUGAUGGUGCAGCCCACACAGGCUAUACAGAGAGAAAAUUCUGUCUCUACUCUGAGCCUUAGGAAUUACCUGCCAAUGCCCUCGACUUUGGGAGGAGACCUCUCAGAUACUCAGACUCUUUUCUGGUCCCCAAACCAAGAAAAAUGCCAGAAUCACAAAGAACAGAGUGGGAUAGGAAUCUUGCAGUUGAAGGACUAUUCUCAGCCUCAUCCUGAGGACCAAAAACACCAGCUGCAGGACCUGGAGCAGGUGGACAUAUCUUACAUUCUGCAACGGUGGGAUAAUGUGUGCCAGCUGAUUGCAAAAUGGGAUCCUGGAGAAGGGACACACUGA
Molecule: messenger RNA, 1335 nt
Organism: Canis lupus familiaris (dog)
Lineage: Eukaryota; Metazoa; Chordata; Mammalia; Carnivora; Canidae
Gene: DUXB
Product: double homeobox B
Molecular function (GO): DNA binding
Source: RefSeq, a predicted model, not a curated record